Fomitopsis serialis is the source of this 1220-nucleotide messenger RNA. Its product is annotated as aldehyde dehydrogenase domain-containing protein. Lineage: Eukaryota; Fungi; Basidiomycota; Agaricomycetes; Polyporales; Fomitopsidaceae. The record is from RefSeq and is a predicted model, not a curated record. Bases 101 to 1063 code for a protein of 320 amino acids. Gene Ontology annotation, molecular function: succinate-semialdehyde dehydrogenase (NAD+) activity. The transcript has 8 exons.
AGAGGUGGCACCGUCCCCAUUCCCGCACAUCCGCAACGUCGUCAUCAAACAACCCAUCGGUGUCGUGUCUAUCCUGACCCCAUGGAACUUCCCCUCCGCGAUGAUCACCCGCAAGCUCGGCGCCGCCCUCGCAGCAGGGUGCACCACAGUGAUCAAGCCGCCGCCCGAGGCCCCGUUCUCCGCGCUGGCUCUCACAGAGCUGGCCACGCGCGCGGGUGUCCCGCCGGGCGUGAUCAACGUCGUCACGACGCAGGCGAACGUCGUCGACGUCGGGCGCGAGAUGUGCGAGAACGACACGGUCAGGAAGGUCACGUUCACGGGGAGCACGCCCGUCGCGAAGUUGCUGUACGGCAUGGCCGCGAAGGGCUUGAAGAAGAUGUCGAUUGAGGCGGGUGGCAACGCGCCGUUUAUUGUGUUUGACGAUGCGGAUAUACCGGCGGCCGUCGAGGGUGCUAUCGCGUGCAAGUUCCGCGGCAGCGGGCAGACGUGCGUGUGCGCCAACCGGAUCUACGUGCAGGACUCCGUGUAUGCGGACUUCGCCUCGCGACUGGCUGAGAGAGUCGCCGCGUUCAAGGUCGGGAACGGGCUCGAGGACGGAACGACGCACGGCCCGCUCAUCCACGACAAGGCCAUCGAGAAAGUGCAGCGCCACGUCGACGACGCGCUCGCGCGGGGCGCGCAGCUGCUCAUGGGGGGCACGCGGGUCGAGGGCAAGGGCAGCUUCUUCCAGCCGACGCUCCUGUCGGACGUGCCCGCGGACGCGCUCGUGAACAGCGAGGAGACGUUCGGGCCGCUCGCGGCGCUGACGCGCUUCGCGACGGAGGAGGAGGUCGUCCGGUGGGCGAACCGCUCGGCGGUCGGCCUCGCGGGCUACUUCUACUCGCGCGACGUCGGGCGGGUGUGGCGGGUCGCGGAGGCGCUGGAGGUGGGUAUGGUCGGCACGAACACAGGCUUGAUCAGCCAGGUCGCCAUUCCGUUUGGAGGGGUGAAGGAGAGCGGGAUCGGGCGCGCAUGGGAUGAGGAGUACAUGAACACCAAGUUUGUCGCGUUUGGAGGAUUGUGAGCGGGAGGGAGAUGGGUGCCGCCGACUGGACAAUGUUGACGACGGACGGCCCACUCUGAUGCUCUUCGCUCUUCGGAUCCAGAAAUCGAAUCUAGUACGACUUUGUUGUAUGCUUAGUUCUCUUGUCACAACUGUAUCGGAUGUCUGCGUUGUACUA